This is a messenger RNA of Adineta steineri, 558 nucleotides long. NCBI's taxonomy places the organism in Eukaryota, Metazoa, Rotifera, Eurotatoria, Adinetida, Adinetidae. The record is from the annotation of a GenBank genome assembly.
AUGGUAGGCGCUUUUAGCCCAUAUACUGUAAAACGACGUCGCGUUGAAAUUGUUCGUGGUUAUUGUUAUCGUUUUGUCCAAUGUAGUUUUCCAUGUGGUAUUGUCAUGCUUAUAUUUUCAAUUUUAUUUAUUAUUAUUGGUGCAUGUCAACUUAUUUAUAUAAUUCAUUUUAAUGGUUGUAAUACAUUGACGAUAUCAAAUAAUGAUAGUGAUAACGAUGAUGAUUUACCAAUAUUACCUUCAUCCGUUUCAUCUAUAUCGUCAUCAUUUAAAUGUAAUCGACAAGCCAUGAAAGUAUUAGGUAUAACAUUUCUUGUUACGGGUUCUGUAUUAUUUUUAAUAAGUCUUCUCGUUACAAAAUAUUCACGUUCGAGCGAAGAAAAUAAUGUAAUACGAGCAACAGCAUCAUCAUUAUUAGCUAAUAAUGCUAAAAAUACUCAUAAUCAUCAUCAUCCUCAUCAACUUUGUCAACAGCAUCAUCCAUCUUCUCACUAUCAUCGUAAACCAUCAAGUUCAUCGAAUGAUCAAACAACUAAUAUUAUCGUAUCAAUACGAUAG